Messenger RNA from Archocentrus centrarchus (flier cichlid), 1936 nucleotides. Its product is annotated as H-2 class II histocompatibility antigen, A-U alpha chain-like. Lineage: Eukaryota; Metazoa; Chordata; Actinopteri; Cichliformes; Cichlidae. The record is from RefSeq and is a predicted model, not a curated record. The transcript is spliced from 4 exons. Gene Ontology annotation, cellular component: membrane; MHC class II protein complex. Gene Ontology annotation, biological process: antigen processing and presentation; immune response. Bases 393 to 1145 code for a protein of 250 amino acids.
UACUUAAUACAUUUAAACAUACCGAAUAUCUGUGGUGUGACAGUGGAUAUAACCUUCAUCAUGGUAAGCAUGGUUUCAUUAUUACAGACAGACUGGGUUUUAACAAUAGCGUGAGGAAGUUGGAAAAUAUUGAAACGUGGGGCAAAGCUUUGUAAACCCUCAUGUGACUUUCUUCCUCAACGUUUCUGCAGGAUGAUGUAUGAAAAAAUACUUUAUCUGGUUACUGGCAAAGUAUCUAAACUAUCUCAGCAGUACAACCGGUUAGACUGCUAUAUUACCAUCAAUGGCUUUUUGCAAAUGAGGUGUAGGCAACCUUUGCUGUUAAUCUUUGACCAAACAGCGAUUAAGGUUUAGACUUUGUUCGGUUUGGACUAGUGUGGGAAUUUCCAACGAUGGCCACCUGCGGCUCACACAUGAAGCGCUCUGCUGUCGUAAUCCUGAUGCUCAACUGCUUCUGCGUCUUCUCACAAAUUGCACAUGAAAUUACCUAUGUCGUGGGCUGCUUUGACAAUGGCACAACGGAGGUACAGUAUGAAUUUGAUGCUGAGGAGCUUUUGUAUGUGGAUUUUGAAAGACAUACGGUUGUGUACACUGUGCCCGCGGAUCUUUUGAUUAACCCAAGCCAAGUAUUUGAGAAUUUGAACGUAUAUAAUAAUGCAAUGAAAGCCAAGAGGGCAUGUCCAGCACUUCUGUCAUUCUGGAAAAUAGAGGAGGAACAUCUACAAGAAGAUGAAGACCCUCCUGAGAGCAUCCUCUACGCAGCAGACGAAGUUGAGCUGGGAGUUGAAAAUAGCCUGAUCUGCUUUGUGAAUUAUUUUUAUCCACCUUCCAUCAAUGUCAGCUGGACCAAAAAUGGCCAUCCGGUGUCCGAGGGGGUGUCGCUCAGUCGGUAUUUUCCCAAUAAAGAUCAAACCUUCCACCAGUUCUCAACUCUGACCUUCACCCCGAGUGAGGGGGACAUUUACAGCUGCACUGUGGAGCACUCAGCACUGGAGACACCCAAAACAAGAAUCUGGGAAACAGAAAUAAUGAGAAGUCAUCAGAGUCUUGGAUCAGAUGUUUUCUGUGCAGUGGGGCUGACUCUGGGCCUGCUGGGAGUUGCAACUGGAACAUUUUUAAUUGUCAAAGGACUUGAGAAAAAUUAAUAUCUUUGUCUAGGAAAGAUUAUACACAAAACUCUGGGUCAGUCUAAAUGUUGAAAGUAAACACACGUUUGUAAAGAAUAUAGACAGUGAGGACUGCCCUACAGCUUUUGGUUUUAUAUUCAGGAACAGUAUGCAAUAACAUCGCCUCUUUACUGUGAGAAGUGUUUUAGAGUGAAUACAAAAGGUCAUUUUACUUUGUGUAUUCCUGUUAUUUAAAUUCCUUUACUCCUGCUUACCGUCCAGGCUGUUGCAGCGCUUUCAGGUAACAUGCAUUCGAUUAUCUGGAGUAGCAGCCGUGUAGUGUAGCAGUUUAUGCAUUCGCUUAACAAGCAAAAGAUCUCCAGUUUGAUCCCGGCAGGUGGCACAGAUCCCAGGGGGUGUCUCCGGACGGGCAUCUGGUAUACAUAUGUGCCAAGUUAAAUAUGUGGAGCUACCUGCUGUGGUGACUCUUUAAGACAAGGGAGCAGUGAAAAGUAGAAAUUAUUAUUAUUAAAAAUUAUUAGGAACACUGAGGUCUAAACUGUGAACUGUAUAAUACAUGACUUUUACAUAAAAGGGGCUAAAAUAGGAUAAAAUCACAAAGCUUCUAAGAAGCAGUGGUGAAAUUAAGUACUGAAGACUGGGUUUAAAUUUUGUUUUUUUUGUAUCCUGUAUAAUGACAAUAAAGGCAUUCUAUUCUAUUCUAUAAUCAUUUGCCAUAAUUGGGCAAUAAAGCUAAUUUUUAUUCCUUAUUUUUUUCAAAUAUUUGUUUCUGAUACUUGUCUGUGACUAUUGUUAAACCAAAUAAACAC